Molecule: messenger RNA, 630 nt
Organism: Melampsora larici-populina 98AG31
Lineage: Eukaryota; Fungi; Basidiomycota; Pucciniomycetes; Pucciniales; Melampsoraceae
Exons: 1
Coding region: 1-630 (209 amino acids)
Source: RefSeq, a predicted model, not a curated record
AUGUCAACAACACCGAACAGUGACAAAUUUCAGAAGAAGAUUGAUGAACAAGUCAGAGGUGAUGCAGAAGAAGAAAGUAAAGGAUUAGAAGGAAACAAUCAGAGUAAAGGAGAAGGCAGAAGCAAAGGAGUUGGAAAACAAGAUGAAGGUGCGGAAGGCGAAGAAACUGUAGAAGCAGGACAAGGAAAGAACCAAGAUGUGAACAAUCUGGGAGAACAAGAAGAAGGCAACGUCAAGGAAGGCGACAGCAAGACUGGCAAGCAAACACAAGGGAAGACACCCGCCACGAGGCAGUCAAAACGCAAGAAUGGACAACCACCGGAACUGAACUCACAGACGGUAGGACCAGUUCAAAUCAAGCGGCCGAAAGGGAAGAAUGCCACCAACCCCCCUCAAGCCAAUCCACCUUCAACAAACCCACCCCCUUCCAAAACCGCUCAUCGGAACAACCUCCCUCCCAAUAAUCCCCCGAAUAAUCCCCAAAGCCCUCCUGCCAAUAAUCCCCCCCCAGCAACCACCCAGUUCAUACUCAACAAACGAACCAUCCCGCUAGAUCAAUCGCUGGAAAUAAGCAGACCCAAUACGAUGAGUCGGAAGAAGAAAGUGAUGAUGACGAUAGUAGAUGGGUAG